AUGAUAAUUGAAUGUGCCAAAACCCAGUUUGCUCAGGAUUACUAUGCAUGGUCCAACGUCCUGACUGAGUGCAAGCUGUGUGUUUGCAACAUCGACUGCUCCCACAUCAGUUUCAACCAGGUGUGUGCCUCAGAUGGACGUUCCUACGACAACCCCUGCCAGGUGAAGGAGGCGUCCUGUCAGAAGCAGGAGCGCAUCGAGGUCAAGCACCUGGGCCGAUGCCAAGGCGACAUCCUAGGCGGAGACGGACACUUCGCGAGGACCGACACCACAGUGGUGAAGGAAAAGGACCCGAGGAACGGGCUGGCCAUCGGCCUGUACAUCCCCUGUCCGGACCACUUCAAGAACUACUGCGUGCACGGCGAGUGUCAGUUCCCCAGCAUCGUGGCCCAGCCCUCCUGCAGCUGUCACUCGGGGUUCCGGGGCCCCCAGUGUGACAUCAAAGAGUAUAACGUGCUCUAUGUGGUGCCAGGCUCGGGCAAACUGCACUACGUCCUCAUCGCCUCCAUCAUCGGAGCACUGCAGGUGGUGAUCAUCUGCGUGGUGGUGCUCUGCAUUACCAGGAAGUGCCCGCGGACCAACAGGAUCAACCGGCAGAAGCAGAACAAUGUCCACUUCAGUACGGAGAACACCAUGCGUGCCUCCACCCGGCUCAUCUGAGCCCCCACACACCGGACAGAGCCCCCCCCCCCUCCGCUUUACGGGGAGUGCUGUGGCGUUAGAUGUCCCCCCCCCUCUCCUUGUAGGAUCUGCUUCCCCUUCACCCCCUCUCCCCUCUCCUCCCAAUGUGAACUCUAAUGAAGCCCGGGGAGGACGGUGGUUCUGCAGAGACAGUGAUGAGACAACCCCCCCUCCCACACACAUACACAGAUGCAGAUGUGUCUUCCUGCACCUUCCGCCCAGGGUUUCUCAAACGGACUGAACCAUGAGGUGUCGUGGCGGGGGGGGGCAUCGAGGAAUGUGAGCGUGAGUGUGUGAAUGUGUAUUAGACGUGUGAGCUUUGGUAGAGGCGGGCUAGCCGGUGUCUGUCGU
Messenger RNA from Notothenia coriiceps (black rockcod), 1032 nucleotides. Its product is annotated as tomoregulin-2-like. The transcript is spliced from 7 exons. Gene Ontology annotation, cellular component: extracellular region. Bases 1 to 660 code for a protein of 219 amino acids. Lineage: Eukaryota; Metazoa; Chordata; Actinopteri; Perciformes; Nototheniidae. Gene Ontology annotation, molecular function: protein binding. The record is from RefSeq and is a predicted model, not a curated record. Gene Ontology annotation, biological process: multicellular organism development; cell differentiation.